UUAAUUUAUCAUUUUAUUCAUUUAUGAAAAUUAGAAAGUGAAAUAAAUAGUGCAGGUGUUGAUUCCGGCGAAGAGUGCCCUCAACUUGAUUUGGAACCGCUGAGGAAGAUCACAAUGUUUAAUCCUAUCGGUUUUUCGCUGUUGACCAUCGAUUCGGUGGCGUACAGGGGAUUCUUCUACACAUUCUUCAUACUCAAUUUCGUUUUGCUUUGUCAACUCCUUCUCCUUCAACCUCUCGUUUCUGCUUCAGAUGGAAAACCUGGAAAUGCUGCUGAGUUGUUUGAGAGGGCAUCUCAAAGCAUAAAAGUGAAGCAUUAUACCGAGGCACUUGAUGAUCUAAAUGCUGCAAUAGAAGCAGACCCAACCCUUUCGAAAGCAUACCUUUUCCGAGCAUCAGUUCUUCGUCAAUUAUGCAGAUAUGAGCAAUCUGAGAAGAGCUACAAAAAGUUUCUGGAGUUAAAACAUGGAGAUUCAGCUGCAGAAAAGGAGCUCUCUCAACUAUUGCAGGCUCAAAGUGCCCUAGAAACAGCUCAGUCCCUCUAUGAUUCAGGAAAUUUCACAAAAUCUCUGGAAUAUAUUGAUAAAGUUGUUCUUGUCUUUUCUCCCGCUUGCACCAAGGCUAAGCUUCUUAAAGUGAAGUUGUUGAUAGCUGAUAAAGAGUAUGAGGUUGCAAUUGCUGAGUCUGGUUUUAUUCUCAAAGAAGAUGAAAAUAAUUUAGAGGCAUUGUUGUUACGUGGUCGUGCAUAUUACUAUUUAGCUGAUCAUGAUGUUGCCACAAGGCAUUUCCAGAAAGGUCUCCGCCUAGAUCCAGAGCACAGUGAACUAAAAAAAGCAUAUUUUGGAUUGAAAAAUCUACUCAAAAAGAGUAAAAGUGCUGAAGAUAAUGCAAGUAAGGGUAAACUACGUCUGGCAGUGGAGGAAUUCAAAGGUGCAAUUGCUGUUGACCCUAAUCAUCUUGCACACAAUGUACAUCUUCAUCUUGGCCUAUGUAAAGUGCUAGUCAAGCUUGGCAGAGGAAAAGAUGCCUUGGACAGUUGUAGUGAAGCUCUUAAGAUCAAUGAAGAGCUUGUUGAAGCUCUUGUUCAGAGAGGAGAAGCUAAACUAUUGACAGAGGAUUGGGAGGGAGCUGUGGAGGAUCUGAAAUCAGCUGCUCAAAAAUCUCCUCAGGAUAUGAGUAUCCGUGAAGCAGUAAUCAGGGCUGAAAAAGCUUUAAAGAUAAGCAAACGCAAGGACUUCUACAAAAUUUUGGGAAUUUCGAAAACUGCUUCUGCUGCUGAGAUUAAACGUGCCUACAAGAAACUUGCCUUACAAUGGCACCCAGAUAAGAAUGUUGACAAAAGGGAAGAAGCAGAGGCUAAAUUCCGAGAAAUUGCUGCUGCAUAUGAGGUUCUCAGCGAUGAAGACAAACGCACAAGAUAUGACAGAGGGGAAGACCUUGAAGAGAUGGGAAUGGGCAGUGGCGGUUUCAACCCUUUCGGUGGUGGGGGGCAACCGUUUACCUUUACUUUUGAGGGUGGUUUUCCAGGUGGAUUUGGUGGAGGCUUUCCUGGUGGGUAUGAAUUCCAUUUUUGAUUGGAAAAGGAGCACUCCCCAUAAUUUUUCAUAGCCAAAGUUAGAGACUGUCUUGAUUUCCUGAAGGGACCACAGCAAUUGUAUUCACUAAUCACUUGCUAACGGUUGUUGAGGUAAAUACAUAGGCCAUCCCCGGAUGCUUGUAAGAUAAGAAACGUGCGUUAGAGAAGUUUUUGCUUUAUGCAGAAGUGAUGGGGUUGGGUGUUAGUUAAGGAGGCACAUUUUGAUGUAGCCCCAUUUCCUUUUAUGCAGUGGUUGUCACUAUGUAACGCAUACUUUAAAUUCCCGGCAACCAUAGUACUUUUUGACAUAUUUUAAUCAAUUGAAUGGCUUCACAAUUAACACCAUGAUAAUUUG
This is a messenger RNA of Abrus precatorius (Indian licorice), 1929 nucleotides long. RefSeq names its product dnaJ protein P58IPK homolog. Gene Ontology annotation, cellular component: endoplasmic reticulum lumen. Lineage: Eukaryota; Viridiplantae; Streptophyta; Magnoliopsida; Fabales; Fabaceae. The record is from RefSeq and is a predicted model, not a curated record. Bases 115 to 1572 code for a protein of 485 amino acids. The transcript is spliced from 10 exons. Gene Ontology annotation, molecular function: protein binding.